Molecule: messenger RNA, 1332 nt
Organism: Leptonychotes weddellii (Weddell seal)
Lineage: Eukaryota; Metazoa; Chordata; Mammalia; Carnivora; Phocidae
Source: RefSeq, a predicted model, not a curated record
UCUGCUGCAGGAGGGAGAACCGGAAAGGGGUGGCUGAGAAUUUCCAUGUCCAUCCGCUGGCCGGGCUGCUCCCUAGGAAGCCAUGCUUGGAUACUUAUAGCCAUGUUUCAGCUCGCCAUGGAUCUGCCCUCGUGUGAGUCCCUGGGCCCGGGCCCCGACUUCCGGCUCCUUCCCCGGCCGCCGCAGCGGCCGCCCCGGCUGUGGAGUUUGAAGAGCGGACAGGCGGCGCGCAUCCCCGUGCCCGUGUGGAGCCCGCGCCCGGCCCGCGUGGAGCGCAGCCACGGGCAGGUGCCGAGCCCGCGCGCCAAACGGGCGCACAGACCCAGGGACCAGGUGGCUGCCCUGGUGCCCAGAGGGGGGCUCGCCAAGCCCCCAGCCGCUGCCAAAUCCAGCCCUUCCCUUGGCUCCUCCUCGUCGUCCCCGUCCCCCGCAGCGGGCAGCGGGGCCACCACGGACCAGCAGGCCCUCCUGCGGAGGGAGAAGAGGCACCUGCAGGGGGCCGGCUUCAACGGUUUUGAUUUCCGGGGCAGCAGGCCCACCACAGAGACGGAGUUCAUCGCCUGGGGCCCCACGGGGGAGGAGGAGGCCCCGGAAUCCAACACAUUUCCAGGGCUCUACGGCCCCACCACGGCCUCCAUCCCACAGACACGGAAGACAACUGUGGCCACCACCACCGCCCCCGCCACCACGGCCACCUCCACGACGCUGCAGACUAAGGGGGUCACUGAGCCCCUGGGCCCCAGGAAUAGGAUCCCGGUUGGGCUUAGCACAACGGAGCCUUCCACCAGUCCCAGCAAAGACGAUGGUGAAGACGUCAAGCCCCCACGGAUUCUGGGGGAGACCUCAGGUCUGGCUGUUCAUCAGAUUAUCACCAUCACUGUCUCCCUCAUCAUGGUCAUAGCUGCUCUGAUUACAACUCUUGUCUUAAAAAACUGCUGUGCCCAAAGCGGGAACACGCGUCGGAAGAGCCACCAGCGGAAGAUCAACCAGCAGGAGGAGAGCUGCCAGAACCUGACGGACUUCACCCCUGCCCGGGUGCCCAGCAGCCUGGACAUAUUCACAGCCUAUAAUGAGACCCUCCAGUGCUCCCACGAAUGUGUCCGGGCAUCCGCGCCCAUGUACACCGACGAGACGCUGCACCCGACGGCCGACUACAAAUCCACGUUUAACGGGAACCGACCCUCUUCUUCUGAUCGGCAUCUUAUUCCUGUGGCCUUUGUGUCUGAGAAAUGGUUUGAAAUCUCCUGCUGACUGGCCGAAGUCUUGUUUACCUCCUGGGGGCAGGGCAGACGCCAUGUGUCUGUUUUAUGGAUUCCGUUGGUGAACCUGUAA